Messenger RNA from Syzygium oleosum, 849 nucleotides. Its product is annotated as peroxiredoxin-2E-1, chloroplastic-like. Gene Ontology annotation, biological process: cell redox homeostasis; hydrogen peroxide catabolic process; cellular response to oxidative stress. Gene Ontology annotation, cellular component: cytoplasm. Bases 1 to 642 code for a protein of 213 amino acids. Gene Ontology annotation, molecular function: thioredoxin peroxidase activity. The transcript is spliced from 2 exons. The record is from RefSeq and is a predicted model, not a curated record. NCBI's taxonomy places the organism in Eukaryota, Viridiplantae, Streptophyta, Magnoliopsida, Myrtales, Myrtaceae.
AUGAAGGGUCGGCCCAUUGAUACUCUAGGCCAACCCAUCUCCCUCUCUGUCUCUCUUCCCUCUCUGGCGCUACGCCGCCGCUCUUCCCCCCUCGCCGUCCCCCGCCGCCGGUCCCCCGGCAAGCCCCUCCGCCUCUCCACUGCCGCCACCCGCGCCGCCAUCUCCGUGGGCGACAGGCUCCCCGACGCCACCCUCUCCAACUUCGACCCCGCCAGCAAGCUCCAGACCACCACCGUCUCCGCCCUCACCGCCGGGAAGAAGUCGAUCCUCUUCGCCGUCCCGGGGCCUUCACCCCGACCACGCUCGCGAAGCACUGCGGGGGCUCGUGGAGAAUGCCGGGAGCCGAAGGCCAAGGGCGUGGGCAACAUCGCCUGCAUCUCCGUGAACGACGCCUUCAUGAUGCGGGCGUGGAAGGAGAACCUGGGCAUCGGCGACGACGUCAUGCUGCUGUCGGACGGGAACGGGGACUUCACGAGGGCGAUCGGGUGCGAGCUCGACCUGAGCGACCAGCCGGUGGGGCUCGGGGUGCGGUUGCGGCGGUACGCGCUGCUCGCGAAGGACGGCAUCGUGAAGGUGCUCAACCUAGAGGAAGGCGGGGCCUUCACCUUCAGUGGUGCCGAGGAUAUGCUCAAAGUCCUGUAGAUGCUUUCAAGUUUCCAUUUUUUUCUUUUCUUUUUGGGGCUUUGAACUUGGCUGUCGUUGACUGGUGUUGAGGGGUGAGGUUCUUGUUGGGUUUUGAGCUUGAUGAAGUUUUCGUUCCUGACUUGUGCCUAACAAAUUGAGAGGGAGUUGGAACUACGGUUUGAUGCAGACACAAUGAACAGGGAUUUUGCUUCUGGGAUUCCAAGA